GCGCGCGGCGGUGCCUGAGGUGAUGGACCCGGCUGAGGUGAGUGGAGGGUCCUUCAAGACCUCCGCCACCCGGACACGGCGGUUGGUGAGUCCUGGGGUGCCCCGCCUGCGUUGCUCUUUCCUCUGGAGUGUAGACCCGCGCCGGCGGGUGAGUGGAGAUUCCCAUUUCCAGGGCGAGUGCGAUGAGGUGUGGAAGGGUUUCCCAGGCAUAGGAGUACUUGUACCCACGCCUGGAGAUGAGAACGCCUUAGGAGAGCUCAGGGAACAGCAGGUCUCUGUUCUGAACGGGGAGACGGGAAGCAGAGGGCCCGGGCUCGGGCUCGUGCUGGCGGCUUGAGCAGUCGAGGGAGCCGGGUUUGGACGGUUUGGACGGUUUGAACGGUUGGCACCGACGAGGGAGGUGCUCUGACGCAGCUCUUGCCAGGCUUCUUGCUGGCUGCAGAGUGAAGAGGUGGAGAGGUCUGGUGGUGGGCUGAGACCCGGAUGGAGUCCGCUGCGUAGUCCGAGGGAGUGUUGAUGGCAGGUGGACAGGGGGGCCGUGGAAGUUAGGGCACCAGUAUGGGCUUUUGUAUAUGUUCUGUUAGCAGGGCUCACCAGAUUUUCUGAUGAGCUGUAGUGAUAUCCUGGGAUUCUUUACCUGUUCUUUUCUCUGUAUAUGAGUCUGGGGCUGGGGCUGCAGGGUGGUCAUUUAUAGCAUAAUGUCCUGAAUGCAGGCUAGAAAUUAUAUGAAUUUCUCACUAUGGACAGCCAAUAGAAUGCGGACCGGUAGGUAUAGUGAGCCCAGGGACAGGCAUGUGCAUGUGCCAGUGCUUGGAGCUAAGAUUGAGUUGGCAGUGCUCAGGGAACCACAGGCCUUAAUUGUAUCUAUUGAGAACAUAGGACUUGGGUCGGAUUCAAGCAGGAAUGCUGGGCUGAAGACCUGGGCCUCUGCUUGGAGUGGAGAAAGCCGCGAAAGACUCAGAGUAGAAGGAGGAAAUGAUCUGUCUCAGAUCUUAAUAAGCUCCCUCAAGGGGCCAGUACUGUGGUGUAGCAGGUAAAGCCGCCGCCUGCAGUGCCAGCACCCAUUUGGGUGCUGGUUGGAGUCCCGGCUGCUCCACUUCCGAUCCAGCUCUCUGCUAUGGUCUAGGAAAGCAAGAAGAUGGCCCAAGUGCUUGGGCCCCGGCACCCACGUGGGAGACUCAAGAGACUCCUGGCUCCUGGCUUCAGAUUGGCGCAGCUCCUGCUGUUGCAGCCAUUUGGAGAGUGAGUGAACCAGCAGAUGGAAGGCCUCUCUCUCUCUCUCUCUCUCUCUCUCUCUCUCUCUCUUUCUCUGCCUCUCUGUAACUCUGCCUUUCAAAUAAAUAGAUACUUUUUUUUUUUUUUUAAAGCUUCCUCUGUCUUUCAGGGAAACAAACAGACUGUGAGCAUGAGGUGGGAUUGUUGAUGUUAUCUUGCCCAGGUGUAUGACUGUGAAGGUGAAAGAAAUUGGGGAAUCUUUUUUAGUAGGUACCUGGGUUUUCUAGUGAAAGAAAAGAAAGAGUCAUGGAUGACCCCAGGAAGUGGAGAAAUUGAUGGCAUGAGUAAUUUUUAGUGGUUCUAACAGGAGUUAGGUUUGGCCAUGUUUAGUUUGAGACAUCCCAAGAACUCUCGAGUUGAGGCCUCUAUUUGAACACUAGAUUUAAGUCCUGGGGAGGGGUUUUGUUGGAGAAGUACAAAAGAGACAGCCAGUAUAUGUAGUGGGGUUGGGCUGUGGGAUCUUCAAGUCAUGGUGGCAGUACCAUUAGUGAACUGGAAAGGGGAAACUGAGGACCGAGUGCUGGGCCUGUUGUGGAGGCACAUGGGUGGCAGUGCUGCAUGUUACAGAGACAGAGAGCACUUCCUGGAAACUGCAGAGUGACAUGGGGGAUGCCGUGGGGGUGCGUGUGGUGUAGCCAGAAGAUUGUCAGUGGCGAUGGGGAGCCCACAUAGAGGCAGAUGUGCUCCACAGAGUGAUGUACAUAUGUACACGUAGGGAGAGCGUGAACUGUCAGCCGUCUGGCCCUGGUAUUGCUGGCCUGCCGGAGAAGGCUGAGCUAAAGUGUGGUCAGAUUUGGGAGGCGUAAUCUGAACAACACUUAGGAAAACUGGUUGGCACGAGAGCGUCUGAACCCUUCAUACCAGACCCAGAGUUUGGCAGCAUCCAACCUGCCUGGUUUCACCUUGUGUGAGAGGAGAGAGAGUCGCUCGUGGGAGCAAGGUCCGGCAUCUCUUCUGAGUUAGGCUGGAGACGAGGGAUACCGCAGGCCGUGGAUAUGGCUGUGUGACCUUUGAGGAUGUGUUUGUGUACUUCUCCCCGGAGGAGUGGGAACUCCUUGAGGAGACGCAGAGGUUCCUGUACCGUGAUGUGAUGCUGGAGAACUUUGCACUUGUGGCCACAGUGGAUUGUUGGUGUGGAGCAGACAAUGAGGAAGCAUCUUCUGAGGAGAACUGUGUAGAAGGAGCGUCACAGGUAACAACUCCUGAGUCAGGUCCGUUGAUCCAGAAAGCCCCACCAUGUGAGAUGUGUUCCCCACUCUUGAAAGACGUUUCCCAUCUGGCUGAACGCCAGGAACUACAUCCUUUCCACAAAUUAUACACAUAUGAACCAUAUGGGAGAGGAUUCUCAUUCAGUGCAAUGUUUUACCAGCAGCAGAAGCAAGAUAAUAUGGACACUUCCUUCCAAGGGGAUGGUGGAGGGGCCUCAUUUGUGAAGGACCGUGCAGUUGAGACAUUAAUGAGACCUCUUAGAUGUAGGGAGGAAGAGAUGGACUUGCCAGAUAGCUCUGGCUUCUUCCAAAACAAGACCAGUCCAUGCAGAAGGACUGAGUGUGUGGAGUCAUUCCCACAUAGCUCCAGUCUCAGGCAACACCGGGGAGACCAUCAUGGACAGAUGCUUCUCAGUUGCAAUAAUGAUGGAAAAGCCUUCCUGAAUACCUGUACAGCCUUAGACAACCAGAUGACUCAUACUGGGGUGAGACCCUUUAGAUGCCUCUCAUGUGGAAAUGUGUUCAAGGAGAAAUCAGCUCUCAUUAAUCACAGAAAAAUUCACAGUGGAGAAACAUCUCAUGUGUGUAAGGAGUGUGGAAAGGCCUUCAUUCACCUGUCUCACCUAAGAAUGCACCAGAAACUUCACAUUGGAAAAAGACAUUACACAUGCAGUGAGUGUGGGAAAGCCUUCAGUCGCAAAGACACGCUUGUUCAGCACCAGAGAGUUCACACUGGGGAAAGAUCUUAUGACUGCAGUGCAUGUGGAAAAGCCUACAGCCGAAGCUCCCACCUUGUUCAGCACCAGAGAAUUCACACUGGAGAAAGACCCUAUAAGUGCAGUGAGUGUGGGAAAGCCUUCAGCCGUAAAGACACACUUGUUCAGCACCAGAGAUUUCACACUGGAGAAAGGCCUUAUGAGUGCAGUGAAUGUGGAAAAUUCUUUAGCCAAAGCUCCCACCUUAUUGAGCACUGGAGAAUUCAUACUGGGGCAAGGCCUUAUGAAUGCAUUGAAUGUGGGAAAUUCUUCAGCCAUAAUUCUAGCCUUAUUAAACAUCGGCGAGUCCACACAGGAGCAAGGUCUUAUGUGUGCAGCAAGUGUGGGAAAGCCUUCAGCUGUAAAGACACACUUGUUCAGCACCAGAUAAUUCACACUGGAGCACGGCCUUAUGAGUGCAGUGAAUGUGGCAAGGCGUUCAGCCGUAAAGACACACUUGUGCAACACCAGAAAAUCCACACUGGAGAAAGGCCGUAUGAAUGUGGUGAAUGUGGAAAAUUCUUUAGCCAUAGCUCCAACCUUAUUGUGCACCAGAGAAUUCACACUGGAGCAAAGCCUUAUGAGUGCAGUGAAUGCGGGAAAUGCUUUAGCCACAACUCCAGCCUCAUUCUACACCAGAGAGUUCACACUGGAGCAAGGCCUUACGUGUGCAAUGAAUGUGGAAAAGCCUAUAUAAGUAGCUCCCACCUUGUUCAGCAUAAGAAGGUUCACACUGGAGCAAGACCUUAUGAGUGCAGUGAAUGUGGAAAAUUCUUUAGCCGCAACUCCAGCCUCAUUCUACACCAGAGGGUCCACACGGGAGAAAAGCCUUAUGUGUGCAAUGAAUGUGGGAAGGCCUAUAGUAGAAGCUCCCAUCUUGUUCGUCACCAGAAAGUUCAUACUGGAGAAAGGCCUCUUGAGUGCAAUAAUUUUGGUGACCCUUUAGCUGCAUCUGGUAAACUUGUAUAGUACCAGACAAUUCAUACUAGAGAAAAAGGUUUAUAAAUAAAGAAAAUGUGUUAUAUCCUUGCUCAACCUAACAGGGACUCACACCAGAGAAAAGCUCUAAGAGUAACCUUGAUGACAGGACCACCAUUCAGCUGAUGAACCUUGUACAUUCAUACAUCUAUCCUGGAGAGAUUCCUAAUAAGCACCACGUAUGUGGGAAGUUUUCCUAAGGUGCAUUGGGCUGUCUAAAUGUCCAGGGCUCUUGACAGAGUUAUACCACUGCCAGUGGCUGUGGCAGAAGCCAUCUUAUUACUACCAGCCUUUGUGUCAGUCAUUCCAUUUUGCUCAGGGAAGGCAGAUCUCUGUGCUCUGUUAUUCCUUUCAGGGAGUCAUGAGUGUUCUGAUCCCAUUGAAGGUCCUACUUUAUCCCUCGUGAUUAGGUUCUGAGUGGAUAUGAUCCAGCUCUGGCUGAAAGUUCUAGAUGAGGUUUCCUUUUUUCAUGGACAGUGCUGACUGUAAACAUGAAAGCUGUGAAUUGUUUAUCCUACUGCCAAAUAACUCAGUUUUAGAACUGUCUAUCCCAUGCUGCUGUGUAGUGCAGCAUUUACUUGUGAGGAUUUUGUUAACUGUGUGAGGUGAGUUGAGAGAAGAGAUGGGUCUGUCAACAGGAGGGAGGAACAUACUUUGUGGGCACAACCUUUGUUGUGUCUCAAAGGGGACCACAGUAUUAGAGAACAGUUACGUGGCCUGGAUGUGACAUUUUCCUGUGAGCUCAGUGUUUAUUCUAGAGGGCAUAGAAGGAAAUUUUCCAUUGCUUCUAAAAAUGAUGUGAGUUGGGUCCUUUGACUGUUACAUAUGUCUCAGCACUGUUAAGGGAUUGCUAUCUCCCAGGCUUGCAUGCAAACCACUUCCUGAUAUUCAGGAUUCUAUAGGCAAGUGCUGUUGACUGUAAGGCCUACAGGGCAAGGUGGGAAUUAUAGUUCGUAUAGAAACACUGAGUUAAUGGAGCAGGGAUCACUGUGACAUAUGAGAUAUGUACAUUCUAAAAGAGAAUCCAGAUGUUCUUACAAUAUGGCUAUGUGAGAUGAGAAUGUACAGAAAUUCUCAAGACCUCCAGAUAUCUGGAGUGGCCAAGGCCACUAUUAGAGUGAAUAAUCUAAAGUGUGGUGGGCUUCUCUGCUUCCCUGGGCUAUUGACUUCGUGGCCAUCACUGCCUAGGUAGGCACGCAAGCUCUGACAGGAGAGAUCCAGGUAUGGGGCUUCUCCGACCCUGCCAGCAUUCCUGGUGACUGAAGUGGACAUGGGCUCCAUUGUUCUCUACUGCUUGCUGACUUUGAGGCAGGGCUCAUUCUAAAUUGUGGGGAGAGAGAUAUAGUAGAGCCAAAAUAGUUGGAAGAUCUGAUUCUCCGAGAGGAAUGGUAGAUAAGGAUUUUGAUGAGGAAUAUUUAAUUCUUAAUGAUUGAGGUAUGGUUAACACACAAUCAAAUGCAAAUAUGUGAGUGUAAAAUGUGCUCUCUGUUUUAUCGUAUGAAGCCACUAUAGUCAAGAUAAUGAUGAAAGUAUCCAACACAAUAAAAAGAUUCCUUGAGUCCCUUAAUAAUUUGUACCUCCCAAUUCUUUCUAGCCCUCUUUCAAUUCACAAACAGCAGCAAGCAUUUUCUAGAAUUUUAUAAGUAAAAUCAUACAAUAUACUUUUUUGUAGGUGAGAUUUCUAGCUUUUUCCACUAACCAAAACUGUUUUGAGAUUAACCCAUCUUGUUGCAUGAUU
Messenger RNA from Lepus europaeus (European hare), 5954 nucleotides. RefSeq names its product zinc finger protein 304-like. Gene Ontology annotation, molecular function: DNA-binding transcription repressor activity, RNA polymerase II-specific; RNA polymerase II transcription regulatory region sequence-specific DNA binding. The record is from RefSeq and is a predicted model, not a curated record. The coding region runs from base 2366 to 4207 and encodes 613 amino acids. Gene Ontology annotation, biological process: negative regulation of transcription by RNA polymerase II. The transcript is spliced from 3 exons. Gene Ontology annotation, cellular component: nucleus. NCBI's taxonomy places the organism in Eukaryota, Metazoa, Chordata, Mammalia, Lagomorpha, Leporidae.